GUAGCGACUCGCGGGCAUGCUCCGCGGGGCCCGCUCCUGGAGGCUCCCCCACAGGGGGCUCGGGUCCUCCAGCCCCAGCCUCGCCAAGGUGCCCGUCGCACGCAGCAGCAGCGGCCGAGGCGGCGCACAGCUGAGGCCGGUGCCGCUCUCCUACAGGCUUCUGGACGGGGAGACGGCCUCCCCUGCCCUCGUCUUUCUGCACGGGCUCUUCGGCAGCAAAACCAACUUUAACUCCAUCGCCAAGGCGCUCGCCCAGCAGACAGGCCGGAGAGUGCUGACAGUGGAUGCUCGAAACCAUGGUGACAGCCCCCACAGCCCAGACAUGAGCUAUGAGGCCAUGAGCCAGGAUCUGCAAGACCUCUUGCCCCAGCUCGGCCUGGUACCCUCUGUCCUCGUUGGUCACAGCAUGGGAGGCAAGACAGCCAUGCUGCUAGCACUACAGAGGCCAGAGAUGGUGGAACGUCUGAUUGCUGUGGACAUCAGUCCAGUGGAGACUACAUCCGUCUCAGACUUCCCAAACUACAUGGCAGCUAUGAGAGCCGUAGACAUCCCAGAUGAGGUGCCCCGCUCCUCAGCCCGCAAACUGGCCGAUGAGCAGCUCAGGCCUGUUAUCGAGGACAUAUCUGUGCGGCAGUUCCUGCUCACCAACUUGGUAGAGGUGAAUGGGCGCUUCGUGUGGAGGGUGAACUUGGAUGCCUUGACCCAGCACAUGGACAAGAUCAUGGCCUUCCCACCACAACAGGAAUCCUACCCUGGGCCAACCCUCUUCCUCCUAGGCGGAAAUUCUCAAUUUGUGCGUGCCUGCCACCACCCUGAGAUUAGGCGGCUCUUCCCUCGGGCCCAGAUGCAGACAGUGCCUGACGCUGGCCACUGGAUCCAUGCUGACCGCCCGCAGGACUUCAUGGCUGCCAUCCGAGGCUUCCUGGCCUGAGUUGCUGGCAAGAAGGGGGUCCAGAACCCCAGGCUUCAAGGCUCUGUGGCCUGCUCCACAAUUCUGCACAGAAGCACUCAGGCAGGCACUGAGAGGGCACAAGGCUGCAGAGGUUGUCACACCUCCUGCUUUAAUGAAUAAAGACACUGCUCCCAAGGUCCUGGGCUAAGCUCUGUCACCGCCAGUGACCCUGGGAGAAUCGAUACCAGGGGUCCCUGGCAGCUCCGGGGUUCACGGGGGCUCUCAUACUGCUCCUGGACUCUCUUUGAAGCUGACUGUCCACCUGCCGCCUCACCAGCUGCUGCAUGUCUUCCUGGGGGCAGGAGAGCAGGUUCAGGGCUGACCCUAUACCCAUUGCCCGUGCCUCCCAGCCUGGCGGGCAUACCCACCCUACCUCCCAGGCCUCCACCUCCUGCCUCAGUCUCAGUUUCUCCUCCAAGACCUCCAGCAGCUGGGCCUCCACAGCUCGCAACUUGGCUCUGCAGGUCUCCAGCUCAGCCUCCACUGCUCGUUUCCUGCAGGUGGUCAGGAGAGCAGCCUGAGGCUCCGGCCCUGCAAUCUGGUCAUGGGCCCUGGGGGUGGCAAGUGCUGCCAAGCCCCUGCCUUGUUUCAGUGAGUGCUUGUGUGGCUCUCCUUCCGGGGCCCCUCCCCCCUCAGCAAGACAGGCUCGUGAGGGUGGGCCACCA
Messenger RNA from Talpa occidentalis (Iberian mole), 1617 nucleotides. RefSeq names its product abhydrolase domain containing 11 (gene ABHD11). The transcript is spliced from 6 exons. The record is from RefSeq and is a predicted model, not a curated record. The coding region runs from base 17 to 931 and encodes 304 amino acids. Gene Ontology annotation, cellular component: mitochondrion. NCBI's taxonomy places the organism in Eukaryota, Metazoa, Chordata, Mammalia, Eulipotyphla, Talpidae.